GGUUGGGCACGUGCAGCGCGUGUCGAAUCAUCGAUUCAUCGGUUUCAGACCGACAAGAACCGGAGAGGGAGGACACAUGCACACCGGAUCGCCGGGGCCGCACAGAAACCCGCGGACACAUAUUUGUGACAUAUGGUCAUAUUUAUCGGUCAUCUGAGAUACGAAAGGGGUUUUUAUCAUGAGUGAAAUAUGAGAUUGAGAGACAUGAGCUCGCGCGCACCGGCCUGAUCGCGCGCCGAGCCGAAUCAAAUUCACCUCAGAGAUUAAUCAGUGGUUAUUAUUACAAUUAUAUUAAUCAGCAGUAUUCCUAUAAGGCGUUAGGCGAUAGAUUGUGGUCAAGAGAGCGAGAGGAGCUGUGUGUUAUAGUAAACACAGCGAUGGAUCCGGACACAGCCGCAGACUUCACCGUGGAAAACGUGGAAAAGGCUCUGCAUCAGCUCUAUUAUGAUCCCAACAUUGAGAAUAAGAACCUGGCUCAGAAAUGGCUGAUGCAGGCUCAAGUGUCUCCUCAGGCCUGGCAGUUCUGUUGGGUUUUACUGAGACCAGAGAAGGUUCCAGAGAUCCAAUACUUCGGCGCCAGCGCCCUUCACACCAAGAUCUCCCGCUACUGGGGCGACAUCCCCGCCGAGCAGUACGACACACUCAAAACGCAGCUGUUUUCUCAGAUCGCUCACUUUGCCUCCGGCUCUAAGAUCGUCCUGACCCGCCUGUGCGUGGCGCUGGCGUCCCUCGCCCUCAACAUGAUGCCCGAGGCGUGGCCGGGGGCCGUGUCAGAGAUGGUGCGCAUGUUUCAGGAGGAAGGAGGCGAGGUGGACGGGCGCGCUCGCUGUUUGGCUCUGUUGGAGCUCCUCACGGUUCUCCCAGAGGAGUUCCAGACCAGCCGACUGCCGCAGUACCGCAAGGGACAGGUGAGGGGCGCUCUGGGCCGCGAGUGGACAGCCGUUUACCCGCUCCUGCAGCAGCUGUUACGGCAGCCGGACUCUCCGCCACUGGUGAAGGCCCGUGUGCUCAAGUGUCUGUCGAGCUGGGUUCUGCUGGACGUUCCUCUGAACGAGAGCGAGGGAUUGGUCGAGGCCAGUUUCACGGCGCUGGCGGAUCCGGAGCUGUUCGAUACGGCUGUGGAGGCCAUCGUCAACACCAUCUCACAGCCCGACUCACAGAGGUACGUGAACACUCUCCUGAAGUUGGUGCCGCAGGUGUUGCAGCUACAGGAACAGUUACGAGACGCCAUACAGAAUGGAGACAUGGAAACGUCACAUGGCAUCUGUCGAAUCGCUGUCUCUCUGGGAGAGAAUCAUUCAAGAGCUCUGUUGGAGCAGGUGGAGCACUGGCAGAGUUUUCUGGCUCUGGUGAAUAUGAUCAUGUUCUGCACGGGCAUCCCUGGUCACUACCCCGUCAACGAGACCACCAGCUCUCUCACGCUCACCUUCUGGUACACACUACAGGAUGACAUCAUGUCGUUUGAGGCAGAGAAACAGGCCAUUUAUCUGCAGGUCUACAGGCCUGUGUAUUUCCAGCUCGUAGACGUUCUGCUGCACAAAGCGCAGUUCCCUACGGAUGAGGAGUAUGCUUCCUGGUCAUCAGACGAGAAGGAGCAGUUCAGGAUCUACAGAGUGGAUGUAUCUGACACACUGAUGUACGUCUACGAGAUGCUGGGAGCCGAAUUACUCAGUAACCUGUACGACAAACUGGGACGAGUCCUCACCAAUACAGAGCCAACAACAACAUGGCAGCACACGGAAGCGCUGUUGUACGGAUUCCAGUCCAUCGCCGAAACGAUAGAUGUGAACUAUUCCGACGUCAUCCCAGGACUCAUCGGUCUCAUUCCAAGAAUCAACAUAAACAACGUCCAGCUGGCUGACACGGUCAUGUUCACAAUCGGAGCGUUGGCAGAGUGGUUGGCGGAUCAUCCGGUGAUGUUGAGCAGCGUUCUUCCGCUGGUUUUGCAGGCGUUGGGCAAUCCAGACCUGUCUGUUUCCAGCGUCUCCACGCUAAAGAAGAUCUGCAGAGAGUGCAAAUACGACCUGCCCCCAUACGCCGCCAAUAUAGUCGCUGUUUCACAGGAAGUACUUAUUAAACAGAUCCAUAAGACGAGUCAGUGUAUGUGGUUGAUGCAGGCUCUGGGCUUUCUGUUGUCCGCGCUGCCGGUGGAGGAGAUCUUGAGGAACCUUCACUCUCUGAUCACCCCGUACAUCCAACAACUGGAGAAACUAGCAGGGGAGACGCCAAACCCCUCGAAUAAACUGGCCAUUAUUCACAUCCUCGGUCUGCUAUCCAAUCUCUUCACCACGCUGGACAUCACCAAACAGGAGGAGGAGUCAGGAGAGAAUGCCCCGCCCAUCAAAUCAGCCCCGCCCCAGACAGGCCCCAACCCUGUGGUGGUGGUGCUCCAGCAGGUCUUUGCACUGAUACAGACGGUCCUCAGUAAAUGGCUGAAUGACUCGCAGGUUGUGGAGGCGGUGUGUGCCAUCUUUGAGAAGUCUGUGAAAACUCUCCUGCAUGAUUUUGCCCCCAUGGUGUCUCAGCUGAGUGAGAUGCUGGGGCAGAUGUACAGUACCAUACCGCAGGCGUCAGCGCUGGAUUUAACACGCCAGAUGGUCCACAUAUUUGCCAGUGAAACGAAUAAUUUCCCCCCAAUCAAAGCGCUGUUUGAAUUGGUCACUUCUGUUACUCUGACCAUCUUCCAGCAAGGGCCCAGGGAUCAUCCUGAUAUUGUUGAUUCAUUUAUGCAACUCCAAGCUCAGGUGUGUUUUUGGUUUCUUAUUUCAUUCACUUUGGGUUUCUCUCUUCUCUUUCGCUGUCCCUUUCUUUCUCACUUCUCUUCCCUUCUGUCCUGUGUCACAGGGUCUUUACAGACCCUUGUUUUGCUCGGGCAGUGGAAUACGGAGCUAAUACCGCGCUGCGCAGACAUUCCUCCUGUUGGUCAGGUCGUGCAGGAAAAUGGUAAACUCCUCCUGCUGGCUGUACUGGAGGCCAUCGGCGGUCAGUCGUCCCGCAGUGUGAUGGAUCAGUUUGCGGAGGUGCUCUUCUGUCUGAACAAGCAUUGCUUCGCUCUGCUGACAGUGUGGCUCAAAGAAGCUCUGCGUUCACCGGGCUUCCCAUCCUCACGGGUCUCUAACGAGCAGAAAGACACGUUCAGCCAACAGGUGCUCAGGGAGCGAGUGAACAAGCGCAGAGUGAAAGACAUUGUGAAGGAGUUCACCCUGGUGUGCCGCGGCCUUCACGGAACCGAAUACGCCGCAGACUACUGAGCCGCCACUCGUACAGACACAGAGUGUGAGGAAACCUCCCAGAAGCCCAUCUCUGCGAUGCGAAUGAUACGUGUCAGAACUGACCGUCUGAGAGUCGGGAUCUUCCUCUAACUCGUGCUUCUCACUCUCUCUCUUUCAACCACUGUCUCAUUGGAUUUUGGGGCCUCCGUAGGGCGAUCCGAACAGGCGACAUCUCUGCUCCCCGCAUCUCACGGCAUGUUUGCUGGAAACCGUUCUUUGAUUCUCCCACGUUCGAUCUUCCGUGGCUCUUGGGCUGUUUUCCUUGUGAUAAUUUGCAUCCGUUUGAACAAAGAAAUAGUGUUAGUUAAAUGUUUUUUAUUUUUAUUUUGGAGAUACUGAAAUAAAAAGCAUAUAUAUACACAUAUAUAUAUAUAUAUAUAUAUAUUAAAAUAUAUAUAAAUGCACAUAAUAUUCUAGUAAACCGUGGGGUGACGAGUCCGUGUGCUGCUAACAGAGAGGGACCAAUACAGACUGAUUUUUCUCUGUGGCUUUAUAUCUUAUCCUCUAUAUCUGUCUGUUUAACCCCUAACGCUCGAUUCUGCCAAAAUGUUGUGGACGUUUUUUUAAUUAAAUGAUUAUUAUGAUUGUUUUUGAUAUAUAUAGAAGGUCAGCAGCAUAUAUUUGGUGACUAGUAGAGAUCGGGUGUUAUACAACGAAUAAGAGAGAGAUCGAUGCACUAAGAUUCAUUAUUUGUCAUUAUUUACCCACCAUCAUGACGUGCAUAACCUCACGUUCAUAAUUCUUCUUUGUGUUUCACUGAAGGAAUAAAGUUGUAUAGGUUUGAAUUGACAUGAGAUGGUGCAUAAAUUCAUUUUUGGUUAAACUGUCCUUUUAAUGUCGGUAGGUGCAUGCACACACAUCAUGGUACCAGUAAACAUUUGAAGUGCUUUUGAAACAGUUAUUACAGGAAGAGUUCACCCAAAAUUGCUGCAAAUUUGCUGAAAUUCUACUCACUCUCAGGCCAUCCAAAAU
This is a messenger RNA of Sinocyclocheilus rhinocerous, 4244 nucleotides long. RefSeq names its product importin 13b (gene ipo13b). Gene Ontology annotation, biological process: protein import into nucleus. The coding region runs from base 378 to 3251 and encodes 957 amino acids. The record is from RefSeq and is a predicted model, not a curated record. Gene Ontology annotation, cellular component: cytoplasm. Gene Ontology annotation, molecular function: small GTPase binding. The transcript is spliced from 19 exons. Lineage: Eukaryota; Metazoa; Chordata; Actinopteri; Cypriniformes; Cyprinidae.